CCUCCUCCUCUCUCACAGCUCCACCACGACACGUCCGCUCAGACAUCCACGCACAUGGUCCACGCUUUCUUCAGUGAGAACAGAUUUGAUGCAGAAAGAAAAGUGCGAUGAGACUCGGCUGAUACUCCAGGCUUGAGGUGAUCAGACCCUUGUGUGGUCCAACAUCACAUUCCUUAUUUUUGUAGUACCCUUGCCUCUUGAGUUUAGUCUUCCCUUCUGAAUUGAGUUCAUCAUGGGGGAUUCCAGCUCCACCAGCUCCAUGCGUCUGAAGCAAGAGAUCUCGUUACUGCAUGGCGUUUGCCUCAUCGUGGGGAACAUGAUUGGCUCGGGCAUCUUCAUUUCCCCUGUUGGUGUUCUUGAGAAAACAGGAUCUUACGGUCUAUCACUGGUGAUUUGGGUUAUUGGAGGAAUCUUCUCUGUUUUUGGUGCCCUGUGCUACGCCGAGCUGGGCACCACCAUUCGCAAGUCAGGAGCCAGUUAUGCCUACAUCCUGGAGACCUUUGGGGGCUUCCUGGCCUUCAUCCGUCUGUGGACCUCGCUGAUGAUCGUGGAACCGGCCUGCCAGGCGGUCAUUGCUCUUACUUUUGCUAAUUACUUAGUGAAACCAUUCUUCCCCACCUGCUCGGCUCCAAAUGAUGCAGUACGGCUCAUUGCAGCUCUCAUUAUAGGUCUUCUAACCAUUGUGAACUCCAUGAAGGUGAAGUGGGGGGCCAUUCUUCAGGUCAUCUCUACUGUGGCUAAAGUUCUGGCUCUCAUAGUCAUUAUCAUCGCUGGAAUGGUUGUGCUGGCCCAAGGAAAAACAAAUAACUUUAGGGAUUCCUUUGAGAACUCUAAACUGGAUCCAGGAAACAUGGCUCUGGCUCUGUACGCCGCUCUGUACUCUUACUCUGGCUGGGACACCCUGAACUUCAUCACAGAGGAGAUUAAAAACCCAGAGAGAAACCUGCCAUUGUCAAUAGCGAUCUCCAUGCCCAUUGUCACAGUAAUCUACAUCCUGACUAAUAUCGCCUAUUAUGCAGUGCUGGACAUGAAUACAUUGCUACAGAGUGAAGCUGUGGCUGUGACGUUUGCUGACUAUGUGCUGGGAUAUGCUAGCUGGCUCAUCCCUAUAUCUGUGGCCAUCUCCUGUUAUGGAGGCUUAAACUCCUCUAUCAUUGCUGCCUCCAGGUUAUUCUUUGUUGGCUCACGUGAGGGUCAUUUACCCAAUGUCCUCUGCAUGAUUCAUGUCAAGCGCUACACGCCAAUUCCAGCCCUGCUGUUUAAUGGUGGCAUGUCACUCAUAUUCCUCUGUGUGAAAGACGUGUUCCAGCUUAUUAAUUACUUCAGUUUUAAUUACUGGCUGUUCAUCGGCCUUUCCAUAGGCAGUCAGAUCUACCUGCGUAUUAAAGCACCUGACCUGCCCCGACCUGUUAAGCUGAGUCUGUUCUUCCCUAUAGUGUACUGUCUGUGCAGCGUGUUUCUGGUGGUUGUACCGCUCUACAGUGACACCGUAAACUCUCUAGUGGGAAUCACUGUUGCGCUCUCCGGAGCACCUGUGUAUUACAUAUGUGUGCACCUCCCGCCCAGCUCCAGACCCGCCUUUCUGGGACACAUGCUCGAUACACUUUCAUUGCAAACACAGAAGCUGUGUUAUUGCUGCGUGGCAGAUCCCGGUUUGGACCUGGACAAUCCGCCUGAGGAUCACAAAAAAGAAUAAACACCGGCUGUAAAGGAAACUAAACCAAUAAAGCUGUAUUACCCAGACUUCUUUGAGAAUAAGCCAAAAUUCAAGCCAGAAUCGCAUGUCUGCACCCUCCAGUCUGAGCGUGCAUGGAAUGGAGCAAUGGAUGUAGAUGGAGAUUAAAUUGAAACAUUUAUCUGGGUAAACAACUGAACUGAACAGAGACAAAUACACACACUGUGACUGUUUAAACGCUGUGUGCAGUACGAGUUAAGUUCAAUGCA
Messenger RNA from Rhinichthys klamathensis goyatoka, 1944 nucleotides. RefSeq names its product Y+L amino acid transporter 2-like. The coding region runs from base 233 to 1696 and encodes 487 amino acids. Gene Ontology annotation, molecular function: L-amino acid transmembrane transporter activity; basic amino acid transmembrane transporter activity. The record is from RefSeq and is a predicted model, not a curated record. Gene Ontology annotation, cellular component: membrane. The transcript is spliced from 10 exons. Lineage: Eukaryota; Metazoa; Chordata; Actinopteri; Cypriniformes; Leuciscidae. Gene Ontology annotation, biological process: amino acid transmembrane transport.